AAAGGUUGCGGUACUAAUCGUCUGUCGCUCAGAUUUCUUUUCCUCAUCUAGAAGCUUUCGUUCGUGAUGCGUCGUUCUUCUGCAGCAUCGAAGAAGAAAUCUGAUUCCAUCACAUCUUCCACCACGGAUCUCUUUCGCUCAGGUCCGAGUAAGGCGACGAGUAAAGAGAUGGAUCGAAUAGAUCAUUUGUUUAAUCAAUACGCCAAUACAUCUUCCAAUCUCAUCGAUCCUGAAGGAAUAGAGGAGCUAUGCUCCAAUCUGGAAGUCCCUCAUACUGAUAUCAGAAUCUUGAUGCUUGCUUGGAAAAUGAAAGCUGAGAAACAAGGUUACUUUACGCAGGAGGAGUGGAGAAGAGGUCUUAAAGCUUUAAGAGCUGAUACACUCAGUAAACUGAAGAAAGCCCUUCCCGAGCUUGAAAAAGAGGUCAGAAGGCAAUCAAAUUUUGCAGAUUUUUAUGCGUAUGCCUUCCGCUAUUGUUUAACAGAGGAAAAACAGAAGAGCAUAGACAUCGAGACUAUAUGUCAACUCCUAGAUAUCGUCAUGGGAUCUACUUUCCGAGCCCAAGUUGACUACUUUGUCGAGUAUUUAAAGAUCCAAAACGACUACAAAGUCAUAAACAUGGAUCAAUGGAUGGGCUUUUACAGGUUCUGCAAUGAGAUAAGUUUCCCGGAGAUGACAGAAUACAAUCCAGAGCUUGCAUGGCCAUUGGUUCUCGACAGUUUUGUUGAGUGGAUUAGCGAAAAGCAAGCCUGAAAGCUGAAAAUCAUUCACUUAAGAUCGUUGGGCCAACAAACUGAUUCAGCACAGUUUUAUUUGAGUUUUCAUCCUUCAAACUUCAAAAAGACACAUUAUAUGAUUUUUGUUACAUGUGAUUAACUUCAAUAGAGGGAAAUACAUUAUGUUUGAAAUAUUAUAUCCAGUUCUAUUAGCAACCAAUGAAAGUGCUUGAAUACUUCUGUAUAAUGAAUGAAAUCAGAUGUCUCUCUCUUCUA
Molecule: messenger RNA, 992 nt
Organism: Brassica rapa (field mustard)
Lineage: Eukaryota; Viridiplantae; Streptophyta; Magnoliopsida; Brassicales; Brassicaceae
Product: DCN1-like protein 4
Biological process (GO): protein neddylation
Cellular component (GO): ubiquitin ligase complex
Molecular function (GO): ubiquitin conjugating enzyme binding; ubiquitin-like protein binding; cullin family protein binding
Source: RefSeq, a predicted model, not a curated record